Molecule: messenger RNA, 2107 nt
Organism: Rhodamnia argentea
Lineage: Eukaryota; Viridiplantae; Streptophyta; Magnoliopsida; Myrtales; Myrtaceae
Exons: 4
Coding region: 253-1308 (351 amino acids)
Cellular component (GO): chloroplast
Source: RefSeq, a predicted model, not a curated record
UUUCCGGGCUUUACCACCCUCUAGAAGCAUAUGUAAUUGGGCCGGGUCGGUCUGGACCGGUCCAGUUCUGGGUGCGCGGUCGAGUCGCCAAGAUGGCCCGGGACAAACCAUUAACGCCAUGGAUUUCGAGAUCCAAGAACUCGCAGGCGAACCCGUAACCGGUUACAGAUUCUCAAUUCGCGCCCGCGGCCGCGACGACCUCAUCGGAGGAGAAGAGAGCGGAUUCGACCAGCUUGGAGAACCCUAGCGAAAAUGGUGGCGAUUUCUCUGUACAGAGGGAACCUCCACCGGGUGCCCGACCUCCCUCGCCGAUGGCUCAUGCCGAAUCGCAACCUCUCCCCCAGGGACUUCAAGGCCCUCCUCCACCGCCGCUCUCGAGCCCUCUCUCGCGUCCCCUCCGCGUCAAUCCCUCCGGCUCCUGACGUUGGUUCCGGUCCCGACAUCCUCAACGGCGGUCUGCCUCCGCCCGAGCCUGAAGUAGAGAAAGGAAGGGUCGAGGUUUGCGGCGAAGGGACUUCGAAGGGUGUUGUCGCCUUGGAGGUGAAGGAAGAGGUUAUUGAUCAUAGAGAAGCCAUCGACGGUACGAAUCUUUCGACGGAAGCGAAACCUGAUUGGGUGGGCAAGUCCGUCGAUGGCGGUGGAGGUGGAGGUGUUCAAGUCUCGCCUGCCGAGAAGGAGGAGGAGCCGGUUAAGAAUGCGAUGCAGGCUGCGGAUAAAGUCGAUGCGUCAACCGACAGAGAGAAAAGGAAGAAGGAUGUUGAGGAUAAGUUGCAACUUUUGAAUGCCAAGAAACAUAGUUUAGUGCAAGUUCUGAAGCAUAUCUUGAAUGCAGAAGAGGAAUUGAAGAGGAGGAGCAGCAUGCAAGGAAUGGCUGUUCGGCCAUCAGUUCCACUUCAUGUGGAUGUUAUGAAUGACUCUGGUUCAAUGACCAGACUUAAUACUCCUAGAAUGGGCUACGAGGCCCAUCUUGUCGGUGAUCCAGAAGGGGGAGAAGCAGACGAUGCCUCAAACCAUAUAAUGCCUUCUCGGCCUAUGCAUCGCAUGAGCAGUGUGUCGCCAUCUUCGGAGUCCCCUCUUAGAAGGCCUGCCUUGUCGCAGCACAAUACGGUUCCACAUCCCUCACGAUCAAGCUUAGCCGUCGGUGGUAGUCCAUCCCGCUUUGCUCCUCCAGCUCUCCAAGCUCACCUAGCAAAUCAUCCUGCAGUUUCUGUCUCGGGAACAAAUUACGUCGCCUCCUCUCCAUCGCCAGCAGCAUCUGGCGGCACUUCGGUUUUCAAGGAUGCUCGACUACCUAGUCCAUGGAAUUAGAAAUUACGAGCUUUGCUAGAUGCAUUGGGCUCUAUUUAUUGUUCUUUCCAUUCAUUGUGUAUAUUGGUAAUUGGCUAUAUCCACCAAGGACCUGGAGCCGAUUUCGUAGUGUAGUUUAGGGGAUUCCUCCAAAUUAGUGGGGGAAUGAUAGUCUGUAGUCUUCUUGAUUUGCUUACUCGAUUGGACCUUUAUUGACUUGUUGCUGACCUGAUUGAGCAAGUGUUGAAAGAUGAUCAGAUCUGGUGAAAUGUUAAAGAGCUUUAAUAUCUAUAUUGGCGGCGUGGAACCCGUGUUUAUGAUUGUAUUUGUCAACUGACGCUAGUUGCUUGGUUGUCAGGUAACUCGCUUUGGCGCGUCGAGAGGUGACUGCUGUGGUGUUUGGUUGUUCCCAAGGGCUUCCAGUUUGUCAAAUCUGUAUAUUUCUUCAGCCUUGGGUAGGGAAACAUUUCUUACUUAUCAGGAUAGCUGAAGAUUCAUAGAUUUCUUGUUUAUCAUGAGUAUUGAACCACGUUCCUUUGUAAAAAAUUUCGGUCGGGAAUUCGAGAAAGCCUUCUGGAUGAAGCUUUUUAGGUCCAUGCUUCCAGAUUAUAUGCUCGUGAUUGUGCUUGCAGAUGAGGUCAGAGAGUUAAAAACCUGUGCCCUUCUGCAUGGACUGAUAAUUUUCCGAGCAGCUCGAGUGACUCGAUCACUGGCUGCGGCGCAACUGCUUAUUGAGAUGUGGUGAGUUAAGUCGGAUUUGUUCUCUCCCUCUCUACUGAACUGCAUUUUCUCUGCAAAUGAGACUGCUUGGCUUUCCCUU